Messenger RNA from Paraphaeosphaeria sporulosa, 333 nucleotides. RefSeq lists its product as uncharacterized. The transcript has a single exon. The coding region runs from base 1 to 333 and encodes 110 amino acids. Lineage: Eukaryota; Fungi; Ascomycota; Dothideomycetes; Pleosporales; Didymosphaeriaceae. The record is from RefSeq and is a predicted model, not a curated record.
AUGUGCGGCCCAUCCCUCCUCUCCGGCAAUCCCGGCUUUCCCAGGACCUUUGGCAUCUUCUGUGAUAGCCUCCCAACCUACAUGAAGCGUGUUCCGCGUUUGACGGCACGCAGGGCGUAUGCAGCGCAGGAUGAGUGCGUCGAGGCGGUGCUAAAUUGGCAGACGUGGUCUGCGCGGACCUUCAACGCGGGUACAACGCCGAUGGACGAGGGCGGUAAUGAUGGGAUCUGGGGCUCAACGUUCUUCAGGGAGAGAUACAAGACGUUUAUCCAUGAUAUGGGGUUUGACGCGAGGGAUAUGGCGGCUAUGGAGUUGGGGUUCUUGUUUGGUUGA